Callorhinchus milii (elephant shark) is the source of this 556-nucleotide messenger RNA. It is a transcript of the gene polr2f, whose product is annotated as RNA polymerase II, I and III subunit F. Gene Ontology annotation, cellular component: nucleus; RNA polymerase I complex; RNA polymerase II, core complex. The record is from RefSeq and is a predicted model, not a curated record. NCBI's taxonomy places the organism in Eukaryota, Metazoa, Chordata, Chondrichthyes, Chimaeriformes, Callorhinchidae. Gene Ontology annotation, biological process: DNA-templated transcription. The coding region runs from base 58 to 441 and encodes 127 amino acids. Gene Ontology annotation, molecular function: DNA-directed RNA polymerase activity; DNA binding. The transcript has 5 exons.
GGGGGGAGGGGUCACCGUGUGACCCGGAAACACAACGUCCACAGCCCGAGAGCAAAGAUGUCGGACAACGAGGCCGACUUCGAUGGGGACGACUUUGACGAUGGCGACGAAGAUGAGGGGAUGGAUGAUUUGGACAACGUGGAGGAGGAGGACCGUGAGAAUGUGGAGAUCCUGCCGGCCGGGGAAGGACAACAAGCGAACCAGAAGAGGAUCACAACCUCCUACAUGACCAAAUACGAGCGAGCCCGUGUGCUGGGGACCCGCGCCCUCCAGAUAGCCAUGUGUGCCCCAGUGAUGGUGGAGCUGGAAGGAGAGACUGACCCACUACAGAUUGCAAUGAAAGAGCUUAAAGCCCGGAAAAUCCCGAUCAUUAUCCGCAGAUACCUCCCAGACGGGAGCUACGAGGACUGGGGUGUGGAUGAGCUGAUUAUCACGGACUGAAGGGGUUUAAUCCCACACUGGUACCCUCACCCACACCCGCUGACUCUGGACCUUUAAUUUAAAGUUAUUUUUUCUAAAUAAGAUUGUCUGUUGUCAAAUAAAGUUUGGCCACACA